AUGUCCAACCUGAGCCCCACAUAUGGCGCUCUCUUCGUCGGCGUGCUCUUGUCCGCUGUACUGUUCGGAGUGACAAUGCUCCAGAUGUUCGUCUACUUCCAGCAGUAUCCUACGGACAGGCCUUGGAGGAAGCUUGCCGUGGGCUGGCUCUGGCUCCUUGAUGCGAUACAUCUGGCGCUGAGCGCGCACUUCGUCUACUUUUACCUUGUCACUAACUUCGACAAGCCCGACGCUCUUUCACAUAUUGUCUGGAGUUUCAAGCUUCGCAUAGUCAUUGAUUCUCUUGUUGUCUGUUCAGUGCACACACUGUAUACCUCUCGGUUGUGGACGCUCCUCGCUAUCGACGAACGGAUGGAACCCUUCGGUAAAGAAGCGCGUAGAUGGAGUCGACAGAAGUUGACGACACGAGCAAGCGCCUCGCGAUGGGUGAUGCGAAGAUUGGUACCUUGGCUUGUUAGCGGGUUGGUCGGUCUUGGCUAUGGCAUCGCUAUAGUGAUGUGUGUUGAGACAUUCAAGCUCGAGGCCUUCAGUGAACUAGCUCAUACCCCUUGGGCGACAUAUGUACCCCUCGGUGCCUCCACCGUAAUCGACGGGGUCAUAGCCGGAUCACUAUGCUACUUCCUUGCUCGGUGUCGGCCACGAUCAGAAGCGAUGAAUGGUCCGUUCAAGACACUAAUGGUAUACACGCUGAAUACUGGUACCAUUACUGGCCUCUUUUCGCUCCUCGCAAUCGCAAUGAUGGUCGCAUAUCCGACAACGUUCAUCCCGAUUGCGAUAGAAUUUGUUGUCGUCAAGCUAUACAUCAAUUCUUACAUGGCCAUGCUCAACGCACGCGGCGUGAUCCACCCCUCCCAGGUAUACCACACCAGAGCUUCGUUCCUCCCCUCCAACUCCCGCAUUUUCCGGUACCCAUUGGAGCAGAAAGGGCUGCCAUUCGCCUCAUUCUCUGCCUCGGUCGCUUCCUUGCAUCUUGCUCAGCGUCCGCCGAAUCCCAGCCCUACACCUGGCGCGCACCAUGCUCCGACCUCCGACGCGCGCGCCUCCGCGGAGUGGACCCGUCCGAGCCCGGUGCCGACUCUACGUGCACCGCGGCUCAGCCACCCUGACGUUUCGCCCCAGUACGGCGGGAUCGAAACAGUAGUCGGUGUGGCGUUCCCCGCGGCGGCCCUCGGACAGCAGCAGCGCUUCAACUCCUUCACCUCCGCGUCGUCCUCCGCCACCGUGGCGGUGCCUCCCAGUCCUAACCCGCUCGCUGCGGUGUACGCAACACCCGUGGACCCACUCUCAACCGCGCACCCCCUUCCGCCGACAUUACACAUCGAAAUGGCGGAGAUAACGGAGACAACAGUGGAUCCGCCGGAGUACCCUUCGCCGCCCGACCGUGCCCUGUCUCCUCUUCGCUUCGCGUCCUACUCGUCCUCGAUCCCGAGCCCAUCGGGUUCGCUGUCCUCUCCAUCGAGUCCUACGCAUACUCGUCAUUCGCGCCCGCGGAUUCCGAGCGCGUACUCCAUGGACGCGCGGGACGGCGAGGAGAGGCGAACGUCCCUCCCAUCGGAUUCCCCAGGAUCCGAGCGGCGGUAUACGCGCAUGGUGAACGCGGCCAGGGAGAGCCGCCGGACGCUUGGUAGCUUCCCAGAGUCGUCAACGCGUGCCUCCGCGGAGCGGAAGGACAGAGCCGGUGGGAUAAGUGUGCGGGGGCGGACGGGAGACGGGAAGCCGGGGAGCGGGCGGGGGCGGGUCGUCAGAGUACCGCAAAGAAUUAUGGAGAGGAGAACUGUGUGCAACAUCGUCUCCCUGGGGUGUGCGGGAGAGGUCGCCGCGGGCCGGCGUGUGCUCCUCGUUUGGCGGCAGACUCGGCCUCCGAGCUCCAGCGGGGGAAGCUCGGCGGAUGCAAUCUGCGCCACGACGGGCAUCAUCGUGUUGUGUAUCCUAGCAGCAAUCAGGGGCAUGAGCGCGUCGCCCAAGCGUGGUCCAUCUCCGCCUUCAGAACUCACCGCGAUUCGCUCAGGGAGGGAACCGCGCUGACGGGCGCUUAUUCGUCUGACUUCGUGCCGCACGAGUGCGUUCGCGCGCGCUUCGUCCUUGCUUUACGCCGUCACUGUCAGUAUCCGACAUUCACAGUCGGCUCUGCUGCGGUACUAGCUCUAUGUAG
This is a messenger RNA of Trametes versicolor FP-101664 SS1, 2152 nucleotides long. RefSeq lists its product as uncharacterized. Lineage: Eukaryota; Fungi; Basidiomycota; Agaricomycetes; Polyporales; Polyporaceae. The record is from RefSeq and is a predicted model, not a curated record. The transcript is spliced from 17 exons. Bases 1 to 2025 code for a protein of 674 amino acids.